Pundamilia nyererei is the source of this 2064-nucleotide messenger RNA. It is a transcript of the gene osgin2, whose product is annotated as oxidative stress induced growth inhibitor family member 2. Gene Ontology annotation, biological process: negative regulation of cell growth. The record is from RefSeq and is a predicted model, not a curated record. The transcript has 6 exons. The coding region runs from base 268 to 1938 and encodes 556 amino acids. Gene Ontology annotation, molecular function: growth factor activity. Lineage: Eukaryota; Metazoa; Chordata; Actinopteri; Cichliformes; Cichlidae.
CAGCAGUGUCGGCGGAGCAGCGAGGAUGCUGAGAGAGAUGCUCUGAUCUUCCAGCUCUCCCCCGUGAGCGCGCUCGCGCGCGGCGGUGCAGAGAUGCGCAUGUGACGACGAAAACGAAGACGCAGUUUCUCUCUUUCACACUCUGCCACCAAGGCACACAGAAGAUCUCCCCCCUCAGUGGACAUUUGCACAUCGAUCAGAUCUGCAUACACCAAGUCUGCUCGGAUUUAACCUCGCGGAGUGCCGGCUCUGGCCCAGGCUGCAGCCAUGCCUCUCCUGGAAGAGACCACUCUGCCACAAGAGCACCCACCCACCGUCCCUGUGGUCAUCAUAGGCAACGGGCCAUCGGGUAUUUGUUUGUCCUACCUGCUGAGUGGAUACAAGCCGUACUUAGACCCAGCAACUGUCCACCCAAACCCAAUAUUAUACAGGAAACUACAGGACACCAAGCAUCUACCCAUUACCGAACAGGAUCUGGAAUAUCUGAGUGAAGGUCUUGAGGGGAGGUCAAGUAAUCCGGUGGCUGUGCUUUUCGACACACUCCUGCAUCCUAAUGCUGACUUUGGCUACAAAUUCCCUUCUGUCCUUCAGUGGAGGAGGGACAAGCAGCAACACAUCCCACAUCUGGUUCUGGGCAGGGGAACACCUGGGGGUGCUUGGCAUGCAAUGGAAGGCUCCAUGCUGACUAUUAGUCUUGGCAUCUGGAUGGAGCUCCCCGGGGUCAACUACAAAGACUUGACCAACGGGAAACGCAGGGAUGUAACCAGUGACAGAGCCACACCAGAGGAGAUCUCAUCCUAUUACUGUAACUAUGUAAAGCUAAAGGGUCUUCAAAAGAACUUUGUUGACAACACCUACGUGACCUCCAUCCAGAAACUCUACCGGGGGCAUGAGGGAAAAGGUCUUGAAAACGGUCACACUCAUCAAGGAGAUGGAGGGGUGGGAGAUGGAGUGAAUGAGAGCUUUGAGGGAAAUGGAAAAGUGUGCGUAAUGAGUGGAGGAGGGGGGGCUCUCUGGGAAGUAAGGGGAUACCAGCAGGUGCAGAACGACACUCACGUCCCUUUCUGCCUGUUUGCUGAAAAUGUAGUCCUGGCCACCGGUGCUUCCGACUCACCAGUUCGACUGGGUGUAGAGGGGGAGGAUCUGCCUUUUGUGUCCCACAGUAUCUCAGACCUAGGCUUGGCAGUUAGCCAGAGGAAACUGGAUAAGAACUCCGAUCCCGUUCUAAUCGUGGGUGCUGGUUUAAGCGCUGCCGAUGCAGUUCUGUGUGCUUGCAACAGCAACAUUCGAGUGUUGCAUGUUUUUCGCAAGAGAAUCGACGACUCAGACCUCAUCUUUAAGCAGCUUCCCAAGACACUGUACCCAGAGUACCACAAAGUCUACAACAUGAUGUGCUCUCAGGCUUACACAAACGUGGCUCCCUCUUCUGUUUCUAACAGACCCCAGGCAGUUAGUAUUGCCUCUUCAGUAUGUGCCAAGAUGUGCCCAAAGCCUCAGCUUGCUGCGGGUAAUGUGGCUGGUAACGCUAGUAUCAACCUGUUUCCUGACUACACCAGUUUCCCCGAACACUGUGUGGUGUCCUUCCAGUCUGACAUGAAGUGUUUGCUGCAGGGAAACAACUCCCUCAAGGCAUUCAAGAUCUCCAUGGUCCUGGUUCUGAUUGGGACCAACCCAGACUUAUUUUUCUUGAAGGGGCAAGGCCAGUACCUGGGUCAGGAUCCAACAAGACCCAUCUCCUGCAAGCAAAAUCCAAUAGAUAUCGACCCCUACACUUUCGAGUGCACCAAGGAGCCAGGUCUGUUUGCCAUGGGGCCACUGGUGGGUGACAACUUUGUUCGCUUUUUGAAGGGUGGCGCGUUAGGCAUCGCCUCCUGUCUGCUGAAGAGACUCAAGAAGAAAGGGAAGCUCAUCAGCAACGGAGGAAACAACAUAAUGUGAAAACACGAUGAGGAAAAGAGUUUGACACGUUGAUCUUAGGGCACACAUUUCAAACCCUUUUACCAUGAUAUAAAAGGUGAGGAGAAACUUUUAAUAUAUUUUCUUCAUUAAUGCAGUGUUUUCUCA